GCAUUAAUAAUUUUUACUGCGAAACUCAGCCAUGAUGAGAAAAGAAUUGAACAGAGAGAUCCUGUUGUCUCUGCACCAAAUCUUCAAUUGUUUUAUGUUGCCAUGGAAACAACAGGAGGAGAUACGACGUCAGAAAGAGGCUGGGGAGGGUCUGUAUAAAUACAAGACAAAACUUCACGGUGAUGACAGAGACAAUGAGGUGAUAGAGGAGGAAGAAUUCAGACAGAAUUUUCCUUCCUUUCAACAGGAUUUCCAAGACUUGAUACCACCUUCUUCUCUGGAAGACACUGGAUUUUCUGAGCAUUUGGAACCUGAAAUAGAAGAUACACCCCAUAGAGUUACAGAGAGAGAAGUGACUGCUGUAAGCUUCACCCACCAGCAACUGUUCUCAAGUCUGUCUUCCUCUGAUUGGUAAUAGCAAAAUCAUGUGACAGAGGUCACAACCCAGGACAUCAUAGAGCCAACAUUGCUGUGCUAUAGCA
Molecule: messenger RNA, 482 nt
Organism: Saccostrea echinata
Lineage: Eukaryota; Metazoa; Mollusca; Bivalvia; Ostreida; Ostreidae
Product: midasin-like
Exons: 2
Coding region: 32-415 (127 amino acids)
Source: RefSeq, a predicted model, not a curated record